Molecule: messenger RNA, 1060 nt
Organism: Tyto alba (common barn owl)
Lineage: Eukaryota; Metazoa; Chordata; Aves; Strigiformes; Tytonidae
Gene: CRIPT
Product: CXXC repeat containing interactor of PDZ3 domain
Exons: 5
Coding region: 50-355 (101 amino acids)
Biological process (GO): cytoplasmic microtubule organization
Cellular component (GO): dendrite
Molecular function (GO): PDZ domain binding; microtubule binding
Source: RefSeq, a predicted model, not a curated record
CGCCCGGAAGCGGCGGGUUGUGGUUGUGGUAGUGGUGGAGGGGGACGCCAUGGUGUGCGAGAAGUGUGAGAAGAAACUUGGUACGGUGAUCACUCCCGAUACGUGGAAAGAUGGCGCAAGAAACACUACAGAAAGUGGUGGCCGCAAGUUAAAUGAAAACAAGGUGUUGACCUCAAAGAAGGCAAGGUUUGAUCCUUAUGGAAAGAACAAAUUUGCCAUAUGUCGGAUUUGUAAGAGUUCUGUCCAUCAGCCAGGGUCUCACUAUUGUCAAGGAUGUGCCUAUAAAAAAGGCAUCUGCUCAAUGUGUGGCAAGAAGGUGUUGGAUACGAAGAACUACAAGCAAACUUCUGUUUAAUCGUAUUGACUAGUCUUUUUAUGAACUUCUGUGUCUUUGUACAGUAACUUGUCCCUAAAAUAAUUUGUGAAUAUUACUUCCUGGAACAUAAUACCUUUACUGGGAAUGAGAUGAGAUGUAAAGACAUCCUGAUUGUUUGCCUAGGAAUGUAUAUAGUGUUUGUUUUUUGUUGUUUUAGCACUAAUGUUAACUGAUAUUUAAAGGUAAUGGUUUGCAGCAACAGAUACGGUUCAAAGUGAAUGAGAAGAUCCUAGUGGUUAGGUUGAAACUAUGUUAAAAUCAUAACACAGAUCUUUUGAGAUUAACAUUUUUAUUCUUUUGUUGUAGCUUGAGUCUUCUGCUUGUCUGAUAGUAGUAUUUAUAGAUGAAUAACUUAUGAGCUUGUAUCACCUCAUUAAAGUAGUAUCUUCAUUUAGUUCUAUGCUUAUAGGUAUUUAUAAUUACUCUCGUUCCAGACUAUUACAUCCUCCCUUCUAAGUAUUGCUCUUCAGAUUUUAAUGCAAUUGUCCUGUUAAACUUCGUUUCUGCCUACAGUAGGGUUAGUUAAAUGACAAAUUGUUAAACUACUGAAAUCUAGUGUGUUAUUCUACCAAUUCUUACUUUAGCAGUAAGACUGAUUAGCUAUUCUCAUGUUAGCCUCUAAGGAGUCUUUACAUACUGCAUCUGGUGGCCCAAGGCAAUAAAAUAACAAGCAUCAAUUUCUAA